UGCAAAUAAGAAUGAAAAUAGAAAAAUUAAAAAUUGAUUUUAAUCGAUAAAACACAAGAAGGGGAGAUUUUGUUAAUGGGUGAGCUGAAUAGAGUUAAGUCAUCGAAAAAACAUGGGAAGGCAGCAUUUGAUUCUUUUUUGUUGUCCAUGUUUUUAGGGUUUGAAGAUCAAUCAUUUUGUUAUCGGUUCAAUCUUUAGGGUUACGAAGCUCAAUUUUGAUUCAUCGAUUCUACCACCGCUACACCCACUAGGGCUUGCUACGAUCAACGCCCACCUUUGAUGGUUCGCAAGUGAUCUGUCAGAUGGCAUCUUCUCAUAAUGUUGAGUUUGAGGCUGCAAAUUUUCUGCAGAAACUCAUCAGAGAUUCUACCGAUGAACCAGAAAAAUUAGCUACCAAACUCUAUGUGAUAUUGCAACACAUGAAAGCCAGUGGGAAGGAACAUUCAUUGCCAUAUCAAGUAAUCUCAAGGGCCAUGGAGACUGUCAUCAACCAACAUGGUCUUGAUGUUGAGGCAUUGAUGUCUUCCCGCCUUCCCUUGACAGGUGGAAAUCAAAUGGGGGACUCUGCAGGAUCUUCACAGGCAGUUCGGGUUACAAAAGAUUCUAAAGUGGGAGUGGUUGAAAAUGAAUUUUCUAAAAGUGAUACAUUUGCCUCUAGCAGGCCACCCGCUGGCCCCAGUACGGCAGGCCAAGAUUAUCAUCUAGGAUCUGGAACUCAUAGGAGCAGUCAGUCUUUUGACCAUGAAAGUCCUUCCAGUGUGGACACUAGAUCUGCCAACUCCCAAUCCCAAGAUAGAGGGGCGAGUCAAAAGGAUGGAAAAAAAGCAGCCUCUAAGAGGAAGAGGGGUGAUUCUUCUCUUUCAUCUGAACCACAUGUGGACAACCUCCAACAACAAGAACCUCGCAGUGCUGUAGCUAAUAUGAGGAAGGCGAAAACAAAUAAGAUUGAUUCUUCGGGGAGUUUUCCUGCUAGAGGUAGUGAAAAUGCCACCUUUAAUAAUGCGGUUCCUAGUCCUAAUGCCGGCCAUAUAGAAGUUUCUUCUGCUCAUUUAUCAGCUGGACAACCAGGUGGCUCCCUUCCGCCUGCGCAUGAUAAUUUUUCUUCCAGAAGUGCAUGGAGUCAAAAUAAAACUGGACCACCUCUAGAAAGAUCCCAGGUUCCAAGAUUUUCUUUUAACCCCAUGUCGGGUAAUGUGAUGGCAGAUAUUCCAUUAAACCAGUCAACAUCAUCGUCACCUGGAGCUGGUCCUAUUAGCAAGGUUCAGGGAGGAAUGCCUGUUUCAUCUAGUUCGUACGCUAUUGGAGAGCUAGGAUAUUCUGGUCAAGUUCCUUUUGGUGGUUUUGAAUUUCAGAAGCAUGUAUCAGCUAAAGGUACUGCAACAAGUCCUGAUAAGACAAUAGAAGCCCAAUUUGCUCCCUCUAAUCGGGUAGAUGACUUGCCAGCAUCUUUUCCAACUGGAAGAGAUGAAUACGAUGGAGGCUCAAAUAUGUAUGCUGAUUCAAACAGGACUAUUCAGAGUGGCCGCCAAAUUAAUAGUUCUGAAAUGACAAUGGUUAGAGGUAAUGGUUCUAGAGAUAUAGGAAAAUCUCCGGUUUCUCAAUCUGGCAAUCCUUUCAAGGAUCAACAAUUGAAACAGCUCAGGGCCCAGUGCCUUGUCUUUUUGGCAUUCAGAAAUGGCUUGAUGCCAAAGAAACUACAUCUUGAAUUAGCACUUGGAAAUAAUUUUCCAAAUGACGAUUGGUCGCACAAAGAGCUGAGUGAUAAUAAAGGAAAGGUGCAAUCUCCUCAUGAGUCCAGUAGCAUCCCUGAAGUUUCAAUACCAUUUGGAAGGCUGAAUAAUGUAAAGGAAAGUGAUGGAGUUCCUCCAGGCACAUCAUCUAGUGGUAGAUAUUUGGAAGGCAACUCGUUGUCUAAAGAAGCUGAUAAGAAAAUGGAGGAAAAGAAUGCUCAACUAUCAGACCUCUCGGCGCUUGCAUAUGAGAGAAAACAUCCUUUUGCUGCUAGAAAGCAGGAAGCUGAAAUGCAGAGCGAAGACAAGGUGGAAUCACAACCAUUGUUCACCACCUCAAUCCAGCAACCUGAUUCAAAAAGGGGUACUUUUGCCUCUGGUAAUCUAGUGGACAGAAUGGACGAUGGUCAUAUGCAAGCUGGAAGGGGCGACCUUGCAUCUUCUGUAAUGAGUGUAAACAAACAAGUGAACUCUGAUUCCAUUAGGUGGACUGGGAUCGGAAGUCUUAAAGAGAUUCCCCGGGAAUCGCUUCCAUCCUCUUCUGUUCAGCAUGAGUUGAUGCCUGACAGAAAAGAUAAUGGUCCCUGUCAGCUUCAAAGUCCUGGUAGCAGUAGUGUUUUUGCAGGACAAGACGACGAAGAGAACAAGUCAGCUUCUACUGAUUCUCCUCCAUCUCCAAAGUUGACCAUGUCAGAGAAGUGGAUUAUGAAUCAGCAGAAAAAUAAAUUCUUGAUUGAGCAAAAGUGGGUCCUAAAACAGCAAAAAACCAAAGAAAGAAUUUCCACUUGUUUUGCAAAGCUGAAGGAAACUGUGAACUCAUCUGAGGACAUCUCUGCAAAGACUAAAAGUGUCAUAGAAUUGAAAAAGCUUCAGUUGUUGGAGCUCCAACAUCGUCUGAGGAGUGAUUUCCUGAAUGAUGUCUUCAAGCCAAUUACAUCGGACAUGGAUCGCUUAAAAUCAUUUAAGAAACAUAAACAUGGUAGGAGGAUAAAACAACUUGAGAAAUUUGAACUGAAAAUGAAGGAAGAGCGACAAAAGAGGAUUCGUGAGAGGCAGAAGGAUUUCUUUGCUGAGAUAGAAGUUCACAAGGAAAAACUGGAUGAUGCGUUUAAGAUUAGGCGUGAACGCUGGAAGGGUUUCAAUAAAUAUGUGAAAGAGUUCCAUAAAAGGAAGGAGCGUAUCCAUCGAGAGAAGAUUGACAGAAUUCAGCGGGAAAAGAUUAAUUUAUUAAAAAUUAAUGAUGUAGAGGGUUAUCUGCGAAUGGUUCAGGAUGCGAAAUCAGAUCGUGUUAAGCAACUGCUGAAGGAGACAGAGAAAUAUCUUCAAAAGCUGGGAUCCAAGCUUCGAGAUGCAAAGGCUAUGGAAAGGCACUAUGAAAGUGAUAUAGGUGACGCAAGAGCUGCUAUAACAGCUGAGGAGAAUGAAGCUUCUUUGUAUAAUGAAGAUGAAAGUGAUCAGGCAAAGCAUUACAUGGAAAGCAAUGAGAAGUACUAUAUGAUGGCUCAUAGCAUUAAAGAGAGCAUUGCGGAGCAGCCAAUAUGUCUUCAGGGUGGAAAAUUAAGGGAGUACCAGAUGAAUGGACUCAGGUGGUUGGUUUCAUUAUACAACAAUCAUUUGAAUGGCAUUCUUGCUGAUGAAAUGGGCCUGGGGAAAACUGUUCAGGUUAUAUCUCUUAUAUGUUACCUGAUGGAAACCAAAAAUGAUAGAGGUCCUUUUUUGGUGGUUGUACCGUCUUCAGUUUUACCAGGAUGGGAGUCAGAAAUCAAUCUCUGGGCCCCAAGUGUACAUAAAAUUGUUUAUUGUGGACCUCCAGAGGAGAGGCGUAGGCUAUUCAAAGAGAAAAUUGUGCAUCAAAAGUUCAACGUCCUAUUGACAACAUACGAGUAUCUGAUGAACAAGCACGACCGACCUAAACUGAGUAAAAUACAUUGGCAUUAUAUUAUAAUUGAUGAAGGUCAUCGCAUAAAAAAUGCUUCUUGCAAGUUGAAUGCUGACUUGAAACACUAUCACAGUGCCCACAGAUUGCUGUUAACUGGAACGCCAUUACAGAACAAUCUUGAGGAAUUGUGGGCACUCCUGAACUUUUUGUUGCCUAACAUUUUUAAUUCAUCAGAAGAUUUCUCUCAGUGGUUCAACAAACCAUUUGAGAGUAAUGGUGACAAUUCAGCUGAUGAAGCUUUAUUAUCGGAAGAGGAGAAUUUGUUAAUCAUAAACCGUCUUCAUCAAGUUCUGCGACCAUUUGUACUUCGAAGACUGAAACAUAAGGUUGAGAAUGAACUGCCUGAAAAGAUUGAGAGACUUGUUAGGUGUAACGCUUCUGCAUAUCAGAAGCUUUUGAUGAAGAGGGUGGAGGAAAAUCUUGGAUCCAUUGUAAAUUCAAAGGCGCGAUCAGUUCACAACUCAGUCAUGGAGCUUCGGAAUAUCUGCAACCAUCCAUAUCUUAGCCAAAUUCAUGUGGACGAGGUCGAUAAUUUGAUACCCCAGCAUUUUCUGCCGCCAAUUCUUAGGCUUUGUGGAAAGCUGGAGAUGUUAGAUCGGAUACUUCCCAAGCUGAAAGCAGCUGACCAUCGGGUUCUUUUCUUCUCAACGAUGACUAGGCUGCUUGAUGUUAUGGAGGAGUAUCUCACCAUGAAAAAGUAUCGAUACCUCCGCCUGGAUGGUCACACUUCUGGGAAUGAUCGUGGUGCCCUUAUAGAACAGUUCAACCAAUCAAAUUCUCCUUAUUUUAUUUUUCUGCUCAGCAUUCGGGCUGGUGGUGUAGGAGUGAAUCUACAAGCCGCCGACACUGUCAUCUUAUUUGACACUGAUUGGAAUCCUCAGGUGGAUCUUCAAGCACAAGCAAGGGCUCAUAGGAUUGGUCAGAAGAGAGAUGUGCUUGUUCUUCGAUUUGAAACAGUUCAAACUGUUGAAGAACAAGUUCGAGCUUCAGCUGAGCAUAAACUGGGGGUUGCCAAUCAGAGCAUCACUGCUGGUUUCUUUGACAAUAAUACAAGUGCAGAAGACCGUAAGGAAUAUUUAGAGUCCCUUCUACGAGAAUGCAAGAAAGAGGAAGCUUCCCCUGUAUUAGAUGAUGAUUCUCUAAAUGACCUCUUAGCUCGCAGUGAGGCAGAGAUUGAUAUAUUUGAAUCAGUUGACAAACAGAGGAAGGAAGAAGAGAGGGCAAAAUGGAAGAGUGUGCUACUGGGACAGGGUAUGGAUGUAACUGAGCCACCGCCUCCUCUGCCUUCUCGCCUGGUUACUGAUGAUGACUUGAAAUCGUUCUAUGAAAUGAUAAAGUUGUACGAUGUACCAAAGGCUGAGGUAGUAUCUAGUUUUAGUUUCGGGGUGAAGCGGAAGGGCCAGUCCCUUGGGGGUCUUGAUCCUAAACAUUAUGGAAGGGGCAAACGUGCACGAGAGGUGCGUUCCUAUGAAGAGCAAUGGACGGAAGAAGAAUUUGAAAAGAUGUGUCAGGCUGACUCUCCUGAAUCCCCUAAAUUGAAGGAAGAAGUGAUUGAAAGCAAGUUGCCAAAAGAUCCUAGUGUACCUGUGAGUACAGAAGCUGAGGCCCCACUUCCAGCACUUCCCCCACUUCCUCCACCACAAACCAUACUUCCUCCACUUCCUACACCACAAGCCUCAAUUCCUCCACCACAAGCCUCAAUUCCUCCACCACAAGCCAUAAUUCCUCCACCACAAGCCAUAAUUCCUCCACUUCCUCUAUCAGUAGCCAUGGAGACUAAACUACUGCAACAUAGCAAAGAGGCAACUCCACCAUCUAAGCGAGGGCGUGGCAGGCCAAGAAGAACAACUUCAGAUAAAUCUCCAACAGCAGUGGUACUUUCAGCUCCAGCAGGAGUCAGAAAAGUGGAUAUAGGGUUGCAGAAGGGAAUUGAAUCAAUCCAACUGAAACCCUUUGGUCCUGGUACUUUGCCUGGUUCUAGUAUAAAAGGUUUUAGUCCAGCUGCCCCCCUGGCCAGUACAGUGAGUACUCCUAGUCCCGAGUCUGCAAUCUCUUCACCUUUCAAAAUGCCCAGAGCGCAGUCUACUCCUGCUUCUGGUGUUACACCUUGCUCACAGUCUAAUUCUACUUCUGUUAUGACACCUGGCUCCCAACCUACUUUGGCUUCUGGUGUUGCACCUAGUUCUCAAUCUAAUUCUGCUUCUCUUAUGACACCUGGCUCCCAAUUUACUUCUACUUCUGUUGUUACUCCUGGCUCACAAUCUGCUACUGCUGCUUGUGUUCCUAUCCAAUCAAGAGGACGCGGUCGGAAAGCUCAGAGUGGUGCACAAGCACCGCGGCGUAGGGGGAAAAAACAGGAGGUAUUACUGCCUACUACUGAGAAUUUAGCAGUUCCUGCUCUAGGUUCAAAUGAACAGCCACUUAAUAUUUCUACUAUUCCAUCAGCCAGUGUCGUAAGUGUGACAGUUUCCAGUGUCCCCACAUCUCAUUCCCAUGGUAUUCUAACUGGUUCUGUUGCUGUUAAACUUCACGAUGGAACCACUACUCAUUCUGAAUCAGCUUUGGAUUCUAAGUUAGCUCUAUCUAUCUCUUCUGUUUCUACUACCACUCAAUGCCCUCCUCCUCCCGCUUCUGCUCCUAUGCAAAUGAAAGGGCAUGGCCGGAAGACACAAGCUGGAGCAGUAGGAACACCACGACGUAGAGGAAGGAAACAAGUGUUGGUUUCGCCAGCUUUUCCAGAUGCUUUGGUGGGUCAGAUUUCUACAUCAGAUUCGCUUCCACAGAAUAAACUCGAGGAGCCAUUGGGAAGUAAAGUUGCAGUAGGGGUAAGUGACCAAGGGACUUACGAUCGUGAACAAAAAGAUGUUGACCGGGAUAAAUCAACUACAAAAGUUGUUCAGGAUGGAAAAUUUAGUGAGCAAUUGGAUGACGUAGUGCAGAAUGAGCAACCAAUCUGCUCAGAUACUAAUCCUGAUAAUAUAAGUACAUCUCCUGGAAAGACUCUAAGCGGUGAUGUGAAUAAUGUGGAUACUGUGACAAAGGAGUUUUCAGCUGAAAAUACCUCUUUGAAAGCUAAUAUUGGCGAACAAGGUAAUGAAGCUGGUGUUGCCCCAGCUGUACCUGUGAUAUGUAAUACUCCUUCAGAGGUAGUUCAGAGCCAAAGCUCAGAGGAUAAAGUUUGCACAGUUGUUGACAAUGAAAAAGAGUCAUUGCCUAGUUCUGCUGUUGUAGAUAGCAUUUCCAAAUCUGUUCAUCAGGUGGCUGUAGAGAUUGCUUCUAAUUCCCAGACAAUUGUAUUUUGUCCUCCGACUUCUCCAGCUUACCUAUCCAUCCCUCCUGAAGCCGUCCAUGGUAAGAGGCAAGCUCGAAAGGCUCCAAAUAGAGCGGAAGCACCCAAAUGUAGGGGAAAGAAACAGGGUCUGGUUUCAACUGCUGUUGAUGCUUCAGUUGGUCAGGAUCCCAAAAUGCAUCCAGAGUCACAGAACAAAUUAAGGGACUUAUCAGGAAGCAGGGCAAUGUCUUUGAGAAGUAGACAAGAGAGAGAUCUCAAGGAACCUGCAGAUAUUGUUCAGGAGACAUAUUUCCCCAGUGGCCUAGGUUGUCAAGAUCCUAAACGAAAAGAAACCACCGGAAUUCCUGCUUUUGGUCGAAUUCAGACUGCUGAUGUUACUGAUGUUGCUCGUGUAAUGAAGGAAAUCUUUUCCGAAACUAGCUCGCCUAAGAAUAGAAUGGGGGAGUUUGCUAGGAACAAAGGCACAAGCACCCUAGUUACACCUUUAUUAAGUAAGACGCCUGUGGAGGUCGUAAAAACCCAAAACUCAGAGGAAAAGAUGCACCCAACUAAGUCAACUUCAGAAACAGCAAUUCCAAUUGCAGAGAUUUCAGUUGAUAGUUCCAGAGAGUCUGCAGAUGGUGUCAGUAUGGAAGAGGACCAUGUAUCUGCUUUGAUUCUAAAAAAUGAUGGAUCUGCGAUUAACUUGGCAGAUGCAGAACAGGCUUCUUACGUAAACCCAUUAACAGGGAGCAAUACGGACAUCACCGAGACAGUUCUGGUCACUGAUAGGGAAAAUGUGAAUCUUUCUUCUAACCAUUCUGGUCCCAAUCAACUUGGUGGUGGUACAAGUUCACCAUCCUCUGUGAAUGAGGUAGUUUCAGCAGUUGAAUCUGAGCCCUCUGGACCUUACAAACUUACUGGUCCUUGUCAAAGGUUUUCUGGAAAUGAAACAUUUUCAACAGUUGCAUCUCAAGGUUCGGCAGAGCCAUCUAGAACAACUAAACCGUCUCUCAGUCGCGAUGGAUGUGCUGAUCCUAAUCCAGGGUCUGCUACUAAUGAUGUGCUAUUAACAAUUGCAUAUCAGGAUGCAGCAGAUCCUUCUGGCGGAAAUGAUUUUUCUUCUUGCAUACCUAACCCUCAGGUACCUGCUCGUCUGAAUCCUCAGACCUCUAAAAAUGAGGUACUUGUAACAUUUCCAUCUCAAGGUGCAGUAGGGACUUCUGGAGUGACACAUGAUACAUUUGGAAAUGAAACAGUUCUUUCUUCGGAUGAGCCUAAAAAAUCUGUUCCCCUUUGUAAUAGCAACCUUGAGCAGUGUACAGCAGAUCUUGGAGCGAAUAUUUUGGAAGACAUCAGUGAAAUGCAACAGCCUUUUGAGAGCUCUGAGGAUGGUCAUCUGGAAAUUCACAAUGUUGAAGAAGGAAUGUCUUUCCCAGCUGAUGGUGCAAGGGAAUCUGAGUCUGCAGAUAGCGUCAACAUGGAAGAGGACCAUGCAUCUGCUUCCGCCAUAAAUAUUACGGAUGCAGGACAUGGUUCUUAUGAACAUCCAAUUGCAUGUGCAGCUCCGGUCACUGUUGGGGAAAUGGAAAAUGUUUCUUCUAAUAAAUCUGCUCCCGAUCAACUUGGUGGUCCUAAUCCAGCUUCCUCUGGGAUUGUAGUAGUUUCAACAGUUGAAUCAGAACCCUUUGGAUUGACUAAAUUUUCAUCUAGUCUUUCUGGUCCUAGUCCAGCGUCUGCUGGGGAUGAGAUAGUUUCAACAGUUGUACAUCAAGAUUUAGCAGAGCCAUCUGGAACAACUAAUCUGUCUUCCUGUAUACCCAGUCAUGAUGUGCCAUUAACAGUUGCAUCUCAAGGUGAAGCUGAGCCUUCUGGAGUGACUACCGACUCUGAUGGACCUAUUCGUCCCAGUCCAAAGUCUGAAAAUGAGCUACUUGCAUCUCAAGGUGUAGCAGAUCCUUCUGCAAUGACUACCGACUCUGAUGGACCUACUCGUCCCAGUCCAAAGUCUGAAAAUGAGCUCCUUGCAUCUCAAGGUGUAGCAGAUCCUUCAGCAAUGACUACCGAUUCUGAUGGACCUACUUGUCCCAGUCCAAAAUCUGAAAAUGAGCUACUUGCAUCUCAAGGUGUAGCAGAUCCUUCUGCAAUGACUACCGACUCUGAUGGACCUACUCGUCCCAGUCCAAAGUCUGAAAAUGAGCUCCUUGCAUCUCAAGGUGUAGCAGAUCCUUCAGCAAUGACUACCGAUUCUGAUGGACCUACUCGUCCCAGUCCAAAAUCUGAAAAUGAGCUACUUGCAUCUCAAGGUGUAGCAGAUCCUUCUGCAAUGACUACCGACUCUGAUGGACCUACUCGUACCAGUCCAAAGUCUGAAAAUGAGCUACUUGCAUCUCAAGGUGUAGCAGAUCCUUCUGCAAUGACGCAUCAACUUAUCCAAAGCAGCGAGCAUGGUCAUGUGACUGUGAACAAUGAUGAUAAAGCUGUGGCUGGAAGUGGGGAGGAUGAAUGUUUUGCGAGCUGUGAUACUGGGGUAAAUCUGUCAGCACCAUUGCCAAGCGAAGUCACUGCUAAAUUUAUCGAUAAAAAGGGCGUGUAUCAAAUAGAUAAUUCACCGGAUAAGCUAGCUGAAAGCAGUCAUCCUACAUCUUCUCUGGUUGAGAAAGAAAAUUUUGAUGCCUUAUGUGAGAAGGAGAAAGGUAGGAACGAUAAACUUCCAGAAUCAGUAUCAGAGGAUAAACGUCAAGAAUCAAUAUCAGAGGAUAAACGUCAAGAAUCAAUAUCAGAGGAUAAACAUCAAGAAUCGGUAUCAGAGGGUAAACACCAAGAAUCUCAAACAGGGAUCGGAAGUAAUGAUGUGGAAUAAUGACCAACAGUGAAUCUGAAUUAGGGAUGGGUAAUGAGGGUUCACCACCUGAAGGAGAGAUGAUGGGUGAUAAGGGUACUAAAUACUGUAAAGUUCUGGUUUAAUCCUCUAUUAGCUAAACAAUUUACUGUUUUUUUGCUUGUAUAAAUCAAAGAAAUUGUACUAGUUAAAAAGCCAUGCAUGGAUCUGGAAUUCAGGAAAUAUCAUCUUGUAACAUGUCAUGAUGAUUGUUGUAGUAAGUUGCCGACUUUAGAAUUA
Mercurialis annua (annual mercury) is the source of this 10061-nucleotide messenger RNA. Its product is annotated as chromatin structure-remodeling complex protein SYD. Gene Ontology annotation, molecular function: DNA binding; ATP-dependent chromatin remodeler activity; histone binding. Gene Ontology annotation, cellular component: nucleus. The coding region runs from base 303 to 9803 and encodes 3166 amino acids. The record is from RefSeq and is a predicted model, not a curated record. The transcript has 33 exons. NCBI's taxonomy places the organism in Eukaryota, Viridiplantae, Streptophyta, Magnoliopsida, Malpighiales, Euphorbiaceae. Gene Ontology annotation, biological process: positive regulation of transcription by RNA polymerase II.